Messenger RNA from Iphiclides podalirius (scarce swallowtail), 2349 nucleotides. The record is from the annotation of a GenBank genome assembly. Lineage: Eukaryota; Metazoa; Arthropoda; Insecta; Lepidoptera; Papilionidae.
AUGUAUCUGGUCGGCAAGGGAGCCGCGGACGCUAACACUAUUGAGGCACUAUUCUUGCAACCUGGUGUUGGAGUCAGGUGCGCUGCUGCUAACUUGCCAGGCGCCGCCUUGCCAAACGUUCCGCCCAAUCCCCAGGGCGGGCUGACGAUCAAGCGCGUGAUGGAGGAGACCGGCUGCCACAUCCACUUCCCGGACUCGAAUCGCACCAGCACCAUGGAGAAGAGCAACCAGGUGUCCAUCGCCGGCGACAUGGAGCGCGUCGAGAGGGCCAGGGCGCGCGUACGGGCGCUCACUCCGCUGGUGUUCAGCUUCGAGCUGCCGAUAGUGGCGCCCUCGCAGCCGCUACCCGACAUCAGCUCGCCUUACGUCCAACAAAUCCAGGAACAAUACAAUGUGCAGGUGAUGCUGCGCAACCGUCCGAAGCUGCACGCGAACCUGCUGGUGGUGAAGGGAGUGCAGUGGGAAGUGCAGGCCACCAUGGAGGCGACGGGGCUGCUCAUGAACUACAUGUGCGGGCCGCUGGCGGUGAGUGCGCGCGGAUCGAGCCAGACGCAGGUGCAGAUGAGCCUGGAGAUCUCGCCGAUGCACCACGGCGCGGUGGUGGGGCGCGGCGCGGAGCAGCUGAAGCUGAUCAUGAAGGGCACCGGCACCCAGAUCAUGUUCCCGGACGCGGACGACCCCAACAUCCCGGCCAUCAGGAAGAGCUGCGUCACCAUCACCGGCCGCAUGAAGGACGUCUACGCGGCGCGCCAGCAGCUCGUGGGCAGCCUCCCGCUGGUGGUGAUCUUCGACGUGGCGGAGGAGGCGUGCCGCGCCGACGCCGAGGCCGCCGGCAGACUGAUGCAGAAGCACCGCGUCUACAUCAGCGUGCGCCGCAAGCCCAAGCAGGGCAUCGCCUCCGUCGUCAUCAAGGGCGUCGAGCGCUGCGCCGGUGGGCACCCCCUUUCCACCUCCCAACGAUCAGAUCUCAAGUCUGUCUGCGACAUAUACGAGGCGCGGCGCGAGCUGCUCGGCGGGAAGGAGCCCGCGAUAGCGGCGGAGAUCCCCGAGUCGUACAACAUCCCGCUGCCGGCGGGGGCGGCGGGGGCGGCGGGCUUCGCCUACAGCCCGUUCGCGGCUUCGCCCUGCUCGCCGUUCGGGCUGCAGCUGGAGCUGGGCGCCAGCCCGCUGGGGGCGCCCCUCUCGCCCGGCACGCCGCCCCCCUUCGCCCCCUGGCUGCUCUCCCCGCAGCCGCGCCCCCAGAUGCACUUCCCCGCGAUGGCGCCGCACGGAGCAACGCCUGUGCUGUACAAGAGUCAGCCCGCCUCCUGGAACCCUAUGUGCGCUGGGACAGAGAUGGGCGGAAUGCAGCAGCCGGUGGUAAUGCCGCAGCCAUACCAGCAAAUGCCAGCCGAUGGCAGGCCCAUCACCCUGAGCCAGUUGCUGAACUCCAGCUCGCAGGCGAGCAGCGGCUACCAGAGCAACUUCACCGGCAGCUCCGUGUCCCUAGACGCUCAGAAUAUGUCCGGUGGCGAUGGCAGCAACGUGGUGUCGCCGUCGGUAUCGCCCAUCAGCAAGACCCACAGCCCGACACCCUCCACUGAAAAUGAACGCUCGCAGCAAGAGCUGGCGAGCCUCAUCUCCGAGCUGCCGCUGUCGGCGCGCCGCGCGGUCGGCUGCGAGAAGAAGACCCUGCAGAGCCUCGGCAAGCUGUCGCCGCGCACCGACUACCGUGCCAAGCGCGCCGAGGCCGACAAGGCCAUACGAGAAGGGGUGGGCAGCGGCUACCGUGUCCCGACGAGCCGCUGGUCCGGCUACUACUUCAGCCACACCUCUCCCGGGCCCAUCUCGCUCGUUGACAACGACGUAAUGACCACGCCUGAGAAAGGCUGGAACAGGUCGGAGCUGGUGCGGCCGAACAUCGUGGAGUCCCUGGCCUCGCCGCCGCAGCCCAAGCCGUGCCGCUACCAGCAGCUCUACGACUUGCUGCGGGACAUCGGGCUGCAGAAGUACAUCGGUGAGCGCCCCCCACCGCAGCGGCCCGGGUUCGACGCCGACCGCUGGAGACGGAGAGUGACGGCUAUGACUGGCGAAAAGUUACAAUCAUACGAAUUAAUACAGUUUUGGCCAAUAAACACGAGCUGUUCAAGAAACACGAGCUGGACAUGUCGACGUUCGCGUCCCUCAAACGAGGCCGAUCUCACCGAGAUCGGGGUCACAGCCUUUGGCGCGCGCAGGAAGAUGCUGCUAAUCAUCGCCGAGCUGCAAAAACAAGCGAACGCGUUCAAGGGCAACGCCACGCCGACGGAGAGGAAGCUGAUCAGCUCGCCGCCGCAGUACAACACGACAACGCUGUCGCAGGACAAAUGG